Molecule: messenger RNA, 1024 nt
Organism: Cydia fagiglandana
Lineage: Eukaryota; Metazoa; Arthropoda; Insecta; Lepidoptera; Tortricidae
Product: cathepsin B-like
Exons: 1
Coding region: 9-1016 (335 amino acids)
Biological process (GO): regulation of catalytic activity
Cellular component (GO): lysosome
Molecular function (GO): cysteine-type endopeptidase activity
Source: RefSeq, a predicted model, not a curated record
GUCGAAACAUGCCACUGUCGAUCGCAGUCGGAACAUUAUUCUUUGUUGCUUUUGUAGCAGCAAAGGGUUCGAUUCACCCGCUCUCCGACGAAUUUAUAACUCACAUCAACUCGAAACAAAAUUCCUGGAAAGCUGGCCGGAACUUCCCGUCGGACACUCCUCUUGCUUACAUCAAGGGAUUACUGGGAGCUCUCGAGAAUCCAUCGCCCACGCUCCCCAUUAUAAGCCACGACGCUGAUUUAAUAGCCAGUCUACCGGAAAACUUCGAUGCUAGACAAAAAUGGCCGAAUUGCCCGAGUUUGAACGAUAUCAGAGACCAAGGCUCGUGUGGAAGCUGCUGGGCAUUCGGCGCCGUUGAAGCCAUGACCGACAGAGUUUGCACUUACUCGAACGGCGCUAAACAGUUCCACUUCUCAGCUCAAGACCUGGUCAGUUGCUGCACGGAUUGUGGAUAUGGUUGUCAUGGUGGGUAUCCAGAUAGAGCGUGGCAAUACUGGCAAGAAGUAGGCAUUGUAUCCGGGGGGCCAUAUCAAUCAAGUCAGGGCUGCAGGCCUUACGAGAUCGCCCCCUGCGAGCACGCCGUAGACGGCCCCAGGCCGAAGUGUCAUGAAGCAGAACCUACUCCGGCCUGCAUGAAGAAAUGUGAAGCUGGUUACAACAUAGAGUAUAACAAAGACAAGCACCGUGCCAAGCAAGUUCACACGCUUCACGGAGAAGAUGACAUUAAAGCGGAAUUAUAUAAAAACGGCCCUGUUGAAGCUAGUUUUACAGUAUACGAUGAUUUCGUUCAUUAUAAGAGCGGCGUAUAUUCGCACACAUCUGGAAUAGAGCGAGGUGGUCACUCCAUUAAAAUCCUGGGAUGGGGCGUGGAGAACGGCAAGAAGUACUGGCUGUGUGCAAACUCCUGGAACAGCGACUGGGGAGACCAGGGCUACUUCAAGAUCCUGCGAGGUGAGAACCACUGCAACAUCGAAAACAGAGUUGUAGCUGGGGAACCUGACCUAGACGGUUUUUAAAUACCUAC